Anguilla anguilla (European eel) is the source of this 1242-nucleotide messenger RNA. RefSeq names its product olfactory receptor 52E4-like. Gene Ontology annotation, biological process: G protein-coupled receptor signaling pathway. Gene Ontology annotation, molecular function: olfactory receptor activity; G protein-coupled receptor activity. The transcript has 2 exons. The record is from RefSeq and is a predicted model, not a curated record. Lineage: Eukaryota; Metazoa; Chordata; Actinopteri; Anguilliformes; Anguillidae. Gene Ontology annotation, cellular component: membrane. Bases 114 to 1082 code for a protein of 322 amino acids.
GGUUGAACAAACUGGAGGACACCAUUUGUCUCAUUCUCUGAUUAGCUGACUGGGGGCAAGAAAAACAAGAAAAAAACAACAAAGAGACAAAAUCAGAAUUAAAAACAUCUGCUAUGAACUCCCUGAAUUUCACACUGUCUAUGAAUACAACUUUUGUACGUCCCCCAUUUUUUUACAUCAGAGGCUUGAAUAACUUGCCCUAUGCCAAAUACUACUACGUUUUCUUGUGCUUUGUUUUUAUAGUCUCUGUGUUGGGGAACUCCUUUGUCAUGUUUAGUAUAUACAAAGAGCGCAGUUUUCACACCCCAAAGUAUUUCUCUGUUUUUAAUUUGGCUCUAGCUGACUUAGGUGAAAGCACUGCUCUUAUUCCAAAUUUAAUUGCAAUGUUUCUUUUUGAUUCACAAUACAUCUCCUUUGACGCAUGCUUGGCCAACAUGUUUUUUGUGUUUUUCUUUUCCUCUUUGCAGUCCCUAACUCUGACCAUUCUGGCCUAUGAUAGAUUGGUGGCAAUAUGCUUGCCACUGAGAUACCACGCCAUCAUCACAAUGCAAGCAAUGACUGUGAUAUUAACAGUGGUGUGGGCAUAUAAUUCAGUUUUACUGAUUUUAAUGGUGUCUUUGGUUCCCAGGCUGUCCUUUUGCAAAUCCAUUGUGGUAGAAAGCUACUUCUGUGAUCAUGGACCCAUAUUCCGCAUGGCAUGCAAUGACAAUCAUGUCAAUUUAAUCAUGGGAAUUAUUAACAUGAUAUUAUUACUUUAUGUGCCCCUUUUUUUGACUGUACUAUCUUAUGUGUUUAUUUCUGGUGCACUGUUCAAAAUAGCUUCAUGGGAAGGGAGAUUUAAAGCCAUUAAGACUUGUUCUGCACACCUAAUAAUGGUGGCUAUAUAUUAUAUGCCGAUACUGAGUAUCUACAUGGCUGGACUAUUUUUUCCCAUUCAGCCUAAUGUCAGGAUAAUGAAUACAUCAUUUUCAAAGGCCAUUACCCCCAUGAUGAACCCAAUCAUUUAUGUGCUGAACACUGAAGAGUUCAAAGAAUUCAUAAAAAAACUUUUCAGAAGAAAAAAAAAAACACAACAGAAAUAAAUAAUUAAAAUAACUGAAUGAAUCGAUAUUAUAGGAACUCUUUUUACUGUAUCACAUACUCUGCAUAGAGGUAGAAGCAUGGGUUAAGAAUUUCUUGACCUCUUUUGAACACUGAAAAACAUUAUUUUUCAGUCCGCUAAUUAUUGGUUCAAAUAUUUUG